CAGGGUGGGCGGGGCGCGUAACGCAGCUUCCGCGCACGCGCGGCGAGGCCUGUCUGACCGACCUUCAGCAGGGCCGGCGCCACCAUGUUCUCUCGGGCGGGCGUCGCUGGCCUCUCGGCCUGGACUGUGCAGCCACAAUGGAUCCAAGUUCGAAACAUGGCAACUUUGAAAGACAUUACCAGGCGACUAAAAUCAAUCAAAAACAUCCAGAAGAUUACCAAGUCUAUGAAAAUGGUAGCAGCAGCGAAAUAUGCCCGAGCUGAGAGGGAGCUGAAACCAGCCCGAGUGUAUGGAGUGGGGUCCUUGGCUCUUUAUGAAAAGGCUGAUAUUAAGACUCCUGAAGACAAGAAGAAGCACCUCAUUAUCGGUGUGUCCUCAGACCGAGGGCUCUGUGGUGCUAUUCACUCCUCGGUUGCUAAACAGAUAAAAAGUGAGGCGGCCAACCUUGCAGCAGCUGGGAAAGAAGUUAAGAUUAUUGGAGUUGGUGAUAAAAUCAGGAGUAUACUUCACAGGACUCAUUCUGACCAGUUUCUGGUGACAUUCAAAGAAGUGGGGAGGAGACCCCCUACCUUUGCGGAUGCAUCGGUCAUUGCCCUUGAGCUGUUAAAUUCUGGAUAUGAGUUUGAUGAAGGGUCUAUCAUCUUUAACCGAUUCAGGUCUGUCAUCUCCUACAAGACAGAAGAAAAGCCCAUCUUUUCCCUUGACACCAUUUCAAGUGCUGAGAGCAUGAGUAUCUACGAUGACAUUGAUGCUGAUGUGUUGCGGAAUUACCAGGAAUACAGCCUGGCCAACAUCAUCUACUACUCCCUGAAGGAGUCCACCACCAGUGAGCAGAGCGCCAGGAUGACGGCCAUGGACAACGCCAGCAAGAACGCGUCCGAAAUGAUUGACAAAUUGACUUUGACAUUCAAUCGCACCCGCCAAGCUGUCAUCACCAAGGAGCUGAUAGAAAUCAUCUCUGGUGCUGCGGCUCUGGACUAAUGAAAAUCAAGUUUCAUCCUCAGACAAGAGGUAAAGAAGAAUUCAGCAAGCUGAUUUUGUUUUUAGCUUACUGCUGUCCUUGUCAGAAGAAUUUGUUGGUCCAUUGUUCAGAUUACUAAAGACAGCAAGAUAUUUGUAAAUUAUCUUACAAUAAAUGACUCAACAUAAAA
Molecule: messenger RNA, 1151 nt
Organism: Dama dama (fallow deer)
Lineage: Eukaryota; Metazoa; Chordata; Mammalia; Artiodactyla; Cervidae
Gene: ATP5F1C
Product: ATP synthase F1 subunit gamma
Exons: 10
Coding region: 85-981 (298 amino acids)
Biological process (GO): proton motive force-driven ATP synthesis
Molecular function (GO): proton-transporting ATP synthase activity, rotational mechanism
Source: RefSeq, a predicted model, not a curated record